This is a messenger RNA of Closterium sp. NIES-67, 3911 nucleotides long. The record is from the annotation of a GenBank genome assembly. Lineage: Eukaryota; Viridiplantae; Streptophyta; Zygnematophyceae; Desmidiales; Closteriaceae.
GGGAAUUGCCUGCCAUCAGAGAAAUUCUGUUGUCGGGAGAGUGCGUCAGCUUGGGCCCUGUUAGAAUCCUGGACCUUUUCUUCUCGAGUACGCUGAACCUAGACCACAUUGAUCAAGAACAUGGCGGAGAAGCCGUCCGUCGCGCGCGCCGUGGCCGAGAUCAGCGCGCUUUGAGAUGGCUCAGAACUUGUUAGAGGCGACUAGAAACGAGUCGCCAUCGCCAUCGCCAUGCCGGCUCGGCCGGGCUAUCCGCGUGCUGAACGUGGCGGAAAAGCCGUCCGUCACUCGCGCCGUAGCGGAGAUCCUCGCGCUUUAAGGCUUCCCUCAACUCGUUAGAGGCGAACGCGUUAGAGGCGAACGCGUUAGAGGCGAACGCGUUAGAGACGAACAGGAGCAAAUCACGAUUCGCGUCGGAAAUCACCCACCAUCGCCAUGCCGGCGGGUCGGCCCCUUCGCGUGCUGAACGUGGCGGAGAAGCCGUCCGUCGCGCGCGCCGUGGCGGAGAUCCUCGCGCGAUAUGGCGGGGGGGAGUCCGGUCGCGCGAGGGACGGUCGGUGUACAACCGGAUCUUCGAAUUCACCUACAUGAUGAGCAACCAGCCGUGCGACAUGGCCAUGACGUCAGUGACAGGCCAUCUCAUGGAGAUGGACUUCCAGGACCCCUUCAGGAAGUGGCAUGCAUGCGACCCCCUGCAGCUCUUUGACGCUCCCGUGUACAAGACCAUACCACAGGAAAAGGCGGCCCUAGAAGUGACGUUGAAGGAGGAAGCGAGGCGCAGCGACCAGCUGGUGCUGUGGCUGGACUGCGACAGAGAGGGCGAGAACAUCGCCUACGAGGUCAUGCAGGUGUGUCUGUCUGCUAAUUCACGCCUGGCAGUCUUUCGAGCUCACUUCUCAGCCCUCGUUGACAGAGACAUCCAUCACGCGGCUCAGAACUUGGGCCGCCCCAACUCCAACUUCGCAGAUGCUGUUGAUGCUCGCCAGGAGAUCGAUCUGCGCAUCGGGGCGUCCUUCACCCGCUUCCAGACCAUGUUGCUGCAGAGCCGCUUCAACCUGCCCUCGCCCUCUGCCGACCGCAAGCUUGUCAUCAGCUACGGGCCCUGCCAGUUCCCCACGCUCGGCUUUGUGGUUGAGCGCUACUGGGACAUACUGGGGCAUGUGGAGGAGCCCUUCUGGGCCAUCCACUGUAAAUACGUUCAACAGUUGCCGCCUUUAGCCACCACUGCUGAAUUCUCCUGGCAGAGGGGCCGUCUGCUCGACCACCACGUUGCUGCAACGCUCUUUGAGAUGUGCAUCGACAACCCCACUGCCACUGUGACAGACGUGUCGGGCAGUGAGCGCCGCAAGUUCCCGCCCUUCCCGCUCAACACAGUGGAGCUGCAGAAGAGAGCCUCGCGGUUCCUGCGCAUGUCAUCAGAGCGCACCAUGAAGGUAGCAGAGGAGCUGUACCAGCAGGGCUUCAUGAGCUAUCCACGCACGGAGACAGACAGCUUUCCCCCCUCCAUGGACCUCCGGGCCCUGGUGUCGGAUCAGGCCAGCAACAGCGCGUGGGGCGACUAUGCCCAGCGGCUGCUGGACCCAGCGGCCAAUCUGUGGAGGGCACCUGGCAACGGCGGGCACGAUGACAAGGCGCACCCCCCCAUCCACCCCACAAGGGCAUCAGUGAACGGGGAACCCAACUGGAGCCCGGAUCACAAGCGGCUGUACGAGCUGGUCGUGCGACACUUCCUGGCAACGGUGUCGCAGCCAGCAGUGGGGUUCGAGACGAUCGUGAGCAUUGAUAUCGCGGGGGAGGCGUUCAGCGCGCGGGGGCUCAUGAUCACAGCUCGCAACUACCUGGAUGUGUACCGCUACGACUCCUGGGGCGCGCACACCCUGCCUGCCUUCCAAACCGGCCAGCAGUUCACCCCCACGGACCUUGAGCUCAGGUCCGGGCGCACCGAGCCUCCACCACUGCUCUCCGAAGCUGACCUGCUGGGGCUGAUGGACAAGGCUGGCAUCGGUACAGAUGCAACGAUGCACGACCACAUCAAGAAGCUGCUGGACCGCUGCUACGCCACCAAGGACGCCAACACACGCUUCAAACCGACGCCCCUGGGCGAGGCACUAGUACUGGGGUAUGACAAUAUGGGGUACGAGCUGUGGAAGCCGCACCUGAGGGCGCUGAUGGAGCGGGACAUGCGGAUGGUCAGCGAGGGGCGGAAGACCAAGGCGCAGGUGCUGGCAGACACGCUGAGAGCAACCAAGGCCGCUUUCAUGGACGCGAGGGAACAGCAGCAGAAGCUGAUCGACGCACUGGCUCUCUUCUUUGACAGAACCAAUGCAGAUGGAGGGGGGGGCCAGGGAGGAGGGGGGGGAGGGGGAGGAGGAGGAGGAGGAGGAGGACGGGGGGGUGGCGGUCAGGUGGUGGGAGCCAUGGGGCCGUGCCCCAAGUGCCGCACUGCACACCUUGUGCUCAAGCAGCGACCGGCGGGAGGCUUCAUGGCAGGAUGCUCCAGCUUUCCCCUCGUGAGUUUUAACGUUCCUUGCCUUCACUCUGUAUGUUCCAAAGCUCCAACGUUCUUGGCCGGGCCUGUUCUGAUCUGUCCAUACUCUCUGUGAGUAUGUGCGCCUCGAGCGCUUGUUGUUGUGGCUGCGAUGAUUCACUGGAGCGUGUGGUGCCAUGGAGCGCUUCUCCUCCAGUGUGUGAUGCACCCCCAUCUCAUCUCUACCUCACUCCCCUCCAUGUCGCCCUUCUCCUGCAAUGUCGUGAGACUAUGUGAUGCGAAUGCCAUCCGCUUUGCUCACGCGGUUCUCUCUCCUCCUCGCAACCCUCUAGCCCCUCCUUCUUGCAACUCUCCUUCUUCCCCAGUGUCGUGAGGCUGUAUAAAUGCCAAACCCAUCUCUACCUCACUCACGCCCUUGCAUCUCUCCGUUCCCUCUGCAGUGUCAUGAGCCUGUAUAUAUAAAUGUCGUCCGCUUCGUCCUCUUUGUCCCCUUCGUUCGCGCAGCUCUCCCAGUUCCUCUCGCCCCUCGCGCCCCAGUUCCUCAUCUUCCCCCCCUUCACAGUGCCGUGAGGCCAUAUGGAUGCCGUCUGCUUUGAUCGAGGCCACUCUUGCUGACUCACACUGCUCCAAUUGCCGCCCAGGCCCCCUCGCAUGCCUCAACCUGCGUUUUCGCCGGUCCGACAUCCCACCACAGUUUGAACCCAUACAGCAAGGAGUGUGCAUCAUUUGCAGUCAAGAUUUCAGGGAUCUCCUAGAAGCAUGUGGGUCAUCCCGCCCCUCCUUCGCCCCUCAAUCCCGCCCUCCCCCGCCUCCUCCCCCGGCAUCUCAUGGCGCAUUCUCCGGUAGUCGCCCCUCCUCCGCUCCCCCCUUUCGAAACCCCACCACCCCCCCCACCACGUCUGCAUCCACAGCACCACCACAAACCAGAGGCCGGGGCCCGGGCCGAGCCUCUGCUGCAGGCCUGGGGAGAGGGAGCCAGGGCCGAGGUUCAGCAACUGGCGGAGCUACCAGGUCCAGUCGAACUGAAGGCCAGGGCCAAACGAGGGGUGGAAGGGGGGGGCGAGGAAGUGGGGGGGCAGAGAGGGGAGGGGGCAGCAGGGGAAGGGGUGGUAGUGGGCGCAGCGGGGCAGGUCGAAGGGGAGGGAGGCGUGUGGUGGGGGCGACUGGUGAGAACAUUGGUUUCGUACGGUCUAGUGAGUUGGUGAAUGGUGGUAGUGGUGCUGGUGGUGGUGGUGGGGAUGCUGGGUGUUACACUUGUGGCGAUCCGUUUCACUGGUCGUAUGAGUGUCCUCUCAAUCAGUAAAUGUCUAAUUGUCAUGGUUGUUUGUAUAUUCGAAUCAUUUGUACAUAAUCAUGCUUCGUUUCUGCUAUGGCACAUUCAUACUGGGCCAUACCCUAGAGUGUUAACUAAAAAUUUCUUACUUUC